Ambispora gerdemannii is the source of this 1188-nucleotide messenger RNA. Lineage: Eukaryota; Fungi; Glomeromycota; Glomeromycetes; Archaeosporales; Ambisporaceae. The record is from the annotation of a GenBank genome assembly.
AUGGGAGACAAGAAUGACACCGCAGAGCCACUCACAACUGAAAAUCAUGAAGUCAUCAACAAAUACACCACAGCAGCCGAUAUUUCAAAUCGAGUUCUUAAGAAAGUGGUUAGCGCUGCUGUAGACGGCGCAAAAAUAAUUGAACUUUGUAAAUUGGGUGAUAAAGAAAUUGAAGAUAGCGUCAAAGUGCUCUACGUGAAACAAAAAAUUCCCAAAGGCAUUGGUUUUCCCACAUGUGUAUCAGUAAACAACAUUAUAUGCCACUUUUCACCACUACCGUCUGAUCCCGAGGCCGUCGAAACACUAAAGAAUGGCGAUCUGGUAAAAAUUCAGCUAGGGGCCCAGAUCGAUGGGUACGCAGCAAUCACGGCUACAACUGUUGUUGUCGGGGCGACAAAAGAAAAUCCAGUUACCGGGCGCAAGGCAGAUGUGAUAACUGCGGCACAUUUAGCUGCCGAGGCGGCGAUCAGAUUGAUUAGACCUGGUCUUGUAAAUAUGGCUGUCACCGAAACGAUACAAAAGAUUGCAAGAGCGUUUGAUACUAAUUCCGUUGAAGGUAUGCUAUCACACCAACUGGAAAAAAAUGAAAUUGAAGGAAAGAAACAAAUAAUCCUUAAUCCUAAUGAGGGUCAAAGACGCGAAUUCGAGCGUAUAGAAUUCGCUGAACAUGAGGUGUACGGCGUAGAUAUAUUAAUUUCUACGGGCGAAGGCAAGCCAAAGAACUCUCGUGCACGCACGACAGUCUAUAAAAAGACCGACACCACAUAUUCGCUAAAGAUGAAAACCUCACGUGAAGUGUUAAAUGAAAUUCGCGUGAAAUUUGGGUCGUUUCCAUUCCCGCUAAGUUUAUUGACAGAUGAGAAAAAAGCGCGACUGGGCAUACAGGAAUGUGCUACGCAUGAACUGGUAUCGUCGUAUCAUGUAUAUCAGGAGAAAGAAGACGAAUAUGUAGCGCAAUUCUUUUUCACAGUUAUCUUGACAAAGAACGGACCUCUCCGAAUCACCAACACACUAUACGAUCCAGACGUGAUCAAAAGCGACAAAAAACUGGAAGACGAAGAGAUCAAAAAAUUGCUGGCGACGAAUUUGAGGCCUAGUAAAAAGAAAAAUAAGAAGAAAAAGGCUGCUGAGGAGAAGAAUGCGGAAAAAGAUGAAAAUGCCGUCGGUGACAGUUCGGUGGUUGAUUGA